AGUCAACUACUGUUGCUGCAGGCAGGCUCCGUCCACCGGUAUCCAGUGGAAAAAUCCUCAUCGCCAUAGAUCUCUACAUCCUCGGGCCUCUCCCGUCCACCGCCGCCGCCGCCGCCCUGCACCCAUGGACGUCGUGGGCGCAGCGUCAUGGCUUGUCCAGGUCGUGCUGGAGAAGCUCGUCAGCGAUGGCAUGGACGCCGCCUGGGCCGCGGCGCGCGUGGCCGACCCCAACCCCGACCCCGGAGGCGACAUCCACCGGCUCCGCUCCCGCCUGCAAGGCCUCCACCUCGUCCUCUCCGCAGCCCAGGAGCGCGUGCCCAGGGCGCGCAGCGAGGCCCUGCUCGGCUCCCUGCGCCGCCUCCACGGGCUUGCCAGCGACGCCGACAACCUGCUCGACGAAAUGCUCUACCACCAGAUCCACCGCCAGCUCCAUCCGGAUGAGGGGAGCGAGACUUGCUCCUCGUCGUCAGUCGUCCAGUCAGUGGUCUCCAAGAUUCGUGGUGCUAAAAGGGCACGAAUUGGUGGGGACGAGGAUGCCAGCACCGGUCGAAUUGAUGAGAUCUUGAAGCAAAUGUGUGAAGCUGGAGAUGAUGUUCGUGAGGCGCUCAAGAUGGAGAAGCUGGACCUUGUUUUCACCCGCGGAGGUCAUGAUGCUGGUAUGGAUCGCCGGGGCCCGACAACAGCUUUUGUUACCGAGCCGAAGAUAUUUGGGAGGGAUGCCGUGAAGGAGCGCAUUGUGGAGACGCUGGUGAGUGCUGAGGCUUGUGGUGUCGAUUUGUCAGUCCUUCCGAUUGUUGGCAAUGGUGGUGUUGGGAAAACUACUCUAGCACAACUCGUUUAUAACGACGCAAGAGUGAAAGGUUGCUUCAGCAAGCGGAUAUGGAUCUCGGUGUCUGCUGACUUUGAUGAAGUAAGGCUCACACGUGAGAUGCUGGACUGCGUGUCAACUGGUGUGAGCAAGCAUGAAGGAAUCACAAAUCUGAAUAAAUUGCAAGAGAUUCUUGAUGAGGAUUUGAAGUCGAAGCGCAUGCUGCUUGUUUUGGACGAUAUGUGGGAGGACAGUGAUAAAAGUCGCUGGGACAAGCUAUUAGCACCACUAAGAUGUUCAAUGAAUGGCAAUGUGAUCUUGGUCACAACUAGAAAUCACUCUGUCGUGAAAAUGAUUUCUACUGUGGACCCUAUACAUUUAGAUGGCCUGAAAGAUGAUGACUUUUGGCUUAUGUUCAAGUCAUGUGCAUUUGGUGAUGAGAAAUAUGAAGGACAUCCAGGUUUACAGGUUAUUGGGCAGCGGAUAGCCAACAAGUUGAAGGGUUACCCCUUAGCUGCAAAAAGUGUUGGUGCACUGUUGAAAAGAAACCUUGAUGGUGGGCACUGGAUGUCAGUUUUGCAAAGUGAUGAAUGGAAGCUGCAGCAAGGGCCGGAUGAUAUCAUCCCUGCAUUGAAACUUAGUUUCACACACUUGCCUUUCCAUCUCCAAAGGUGUUUUUCUUAUUGUGCACUAUUUCCUAAAGGUCACAUGUUUGAUGGGAUGGAAUUGGUUCGCAUUUGGAUAUCACAAGGUUUUAUUCCUUCUGGAAGUAAGAGAAUGGAGGAGACUGGUUAUCAUUACUUGAAUGAUUUAGUGGACCGAGGUUUUUUUCAAAGAAGCACAUACUAUUCUAUGCAUGAUCUGAUUCAUGACCUGGCACAUAUAGUUUCUUUAGACGAAUGUCAUAUGUUGGAAAAUUUUGAUUCAAGAAGUGGAACAUGUCACCCAACUAUUCGACACCUAUCUAUCAAUACAAGAUCUGCUUAUAAGUGGAACACAAGUGCCCGUCAUUAUUCUCCCAACGAUAACUUUCAGAGAAAGCUGGCUUACAUUGGUGGAAAAGUGCAGACCAAAACGUUGAGCACAUUAAUGUUAUUUGGGAAGUAUGAUGAAGGGUUUUCUGAAACUUUUUCCAAGGUAUUCAAAGAGGUGCAGCAUCUUCGCGUUUUGAGGCUAUCCGUACUAACUUGCAGCAUAGACACUCUUCUUAGUGACUUUGGCAAAUUGAUCCAUCUUCGCUAUCUUGAACUAAUAUCAAGUGGACCAGGUGGACCCUUGCCAGAGGUUAUAUGUCGACUUUAUCAUCUCCAGGUUCUUGAUGUAGAGUAUUGGGUGGAUCUUUCUGCUUUACCACUUGGCAUGAACAAUCUUUUGAACUUGAGGCAUUUUGUUGCUCGAGGCGAAUUGCAUGCAAAGAUUGCUGGAGUUGGAAGGCUAAAGUUCCUCCAAGAAUUGAAGGAAUUCCGAGUGGGAGAGACUGAAGACUUUCAGAUUGAACAGUUGAAUGGGUUAAAAGAAUUGGGAGGAUCUCUUGCAAUUUACAAUCUGGAGAAUGUGGGUAGUAGGGAGGAGUCUAAGAAUGCUGGAUUAAGGGACAAGAUAUACAUCCAUGAUCUGUUGCUUUCAUGGUGUAAGAAUCGGUUUGGUGUGAGUUCUAUUACAGAGGCAGAGGUGCUUGAGGGUCUUCUUCCAAGUUGUGGGCUCAAGCGCCUUCAUAUAACUAGUUAUGGAGGUAUUUGUUCCCCGACAUGGUUGAGCUCCAAUUUUUCACUCACCAGCUUAGAGUCCAUCUAUCUUGAGAAUUGCACAAAAUGGGAGAUACUUCCGCCACUUGGGCAAUUUCCACUUCUUAAAACACUACAUUUGGUACAGUUGUCUGCUUCAACAGAAGUACCAGUUAUGUCCUGUGACGAUUGGACUGGGUCUGAAAAGCAUGUCAUUUUUCCAUGUCUAGAAGAACUUACAAUAAGAGAUUGCCCUAAACUAAGGUUAUUUGCAUUACCUCAAUGUUCUUCCAGUGACAAAGGCUUUCACUCAUUUUGUUGCCUCCGUCGUGUUAACAUUUACAACUGUCCUCAGCUAGUUGACUUACCCCAGUUUGGUGAGAUGAAAUCUCUAUCCAUAAUGUCUAUUGAGGGAGUAGGAUCAUUUCCUGACAUCAGAUUAUUUGUGCGAGCAUUACAUAUCAAAGGGAGUGCUAGUGUGAGAACCUUGGAUGAGAUAUUAACAUCAAUUUUGACUUACUACAGGCUUAGCGGGCUUGUGAAAUUAACAAUUGCAAGCUUCCUUGAUCUAGCAUAUUUGCCCUGGGAAAAUUUCAGCCGACUUCUCUCCUUGGAGAUGCUGGUAAUUAUGGAUUGUCCAAAGUUUUUCUUGCCUGCUUAUUCGUAUGAUCAAGGAGUCCCAUCUUUGCUCAAGAAGCUUGUAAUCCAAGAAUGUGGUAUAACCGGGAAGCAGUUAUCUGACUUGCUGUUGCAACUGCCCUUCCUUUAUUUCUUGACUAUUGGAAGCUGUCCAAAAAUAGCAUCCUUGGCAGUUGGUGGUCUGAUUACUGGGAAUUUCAGCUCCUCAACAUCUUACAACCACUACUGGACAAUUGAUGGCUUGUUGCAAAUCCCACCUGACCUCUUAAAUCGGCUUGAGUAUUUGUGCAUAGAAGACUUCCCAGAUCUGGUUCUUCUGUGCAAUGAAGGCUUUCUUGGAUUUAUCUCACUCAAAACACUGCACAUAACAGGGUGCCCACAAUUUUUUUCUAUAAUGACAGAAAAAGAAUCCAGUGACAGCUGGUCCCUCCUACCACCAUCGAUACAAGACCUUAUGGUUACUCACAUGGAUAACAGGUUGCUGUCUUUCAUGCUUUCUAAUCUCACCUCAUUGUCCAUCUUGGCAAUAUCACGGAGUCCAGGGCUGACAUCUAUUGUUCUCCAUUCUUGCACAUCUUUAGAAACAAUUAUUAUUGAGAAAUGUGCUAGGUUAUCUGCUCUGGACAGCAUGGGGUCUCUCUGCAGCAUCAAGCACAUGCGGAUAUUUGAAUGUCCCAGUUUAGCUAUACCGUGCGGCCCUUCAUCUCCAGAUGGGCAGAACAAGGAUCUGUACUUUUUACUGCAUCUAGAGAAGCUUGAGAUUGAUAAUGCUUCAUUCUUUAGCACAACAAUUUGCAAGAGCCUCCCCUCUCUCCAACAUGUGGUGUUUUUCAUGGCGAAGAAUGUGAGAUCGUUCACAGAAGAACAAGACAAAGCACUUUGUCACCUUACAUCUCUUCAUAUUCUUGAUUUUUGCUAUUGCUCUGAUCUCAUAUCGCUGCCUAAGGAACUGCAUCGUCUUUCUUCCGUCAAGAAACUAUCUAUCAAGGCUUGUCCAGGAAUUCUAUCAUUACCAGAAAUGGGCCUGCCGGCUUCCCUGCAGGAGCUGUAUGUGAGCAACUGCAGUACAGAACUAAAGGAACAGUGCAGAAAGAUAAAAAACGUUAGAUGCGUUUAUGUUGAUAGACAUGCAAGCAAGUUCAUAACUAUAUGCAAGAUGUUACGGCUGUAUUUUAGGAACCAGAAAAAGUGAGGAUCCAUUCUGAUGGAAAUUGCAAAAUAAAUCCUUGUGCUGAUUGAUAGUCUAUUUCAUGGCAAGAAGUGGCAGAAACAGCUCUUUGAUGAAGUCCCAAAGUGCAGAUGGUUUCAAGAAUACAUUGUCUAGAUUCUGUCGUUAAAAGAAAAGUCUCCUGUGACUGUUGUACUUGUAUACAUGAUGGAGCUUGAGAUGAAGCAAGCAGCUACAAGAGCAGCAGACCACUAUCUUGAUUACGCACUUCCCCCUUCUCUUGUGCCGGUUUGCCAGUUAUUUGUUGAUAACUACAGACUCUGGAAACUGAUGAGAUGUUGAUUCAGUAAUCGGUUCAUCAGUAAGGUUCAACCUAGUCGUAUGGAUGUUUCUUAUGUUCAAGAUGGCGCCAUGCAAGUUGUUCAAAUGCAAGAUGCUGAGAAGGGUAGUAUAAGAAUUGGAGAUGAAGAAAAGCAAGCUGCAAUUAAUUACUAGAUGGUAUGAUACAUGGUGCGCAAAAGAAAGCUAGCAUGAGAUGUUUCUCCAUGUGUUGAUCUGCCGGAGGGAAAUACUCAUGGGAGGCAUGCAUCAGGUUGUUACCAGAUUCAGUUCUGGUGAUAAUUGAGAUUUUUGGUUGGUUUGCUUGCAGGUCACCGGAUCAUUUCUUUACAGCUAAACAGAAUGUUAAUCAGCUCCGAUCUAUGAUGGCCAACUCACCAGAGGAGAUGUGUUGGAGAUAUCCAGAGCUAAGCAUGCAGAGUGUCAGUUCCACUGAAACAGAAUGUAAGGCAAGUAAUCUUAGAGUUACUGGUAAGUCGGGCACAUUCAAAUAGCGGAGAAAGCAUCCUUGUGUCUGUGCAUUCUGGUAUUUCGGGAUGGCAAUACUUUCAUGCUACAGCUCGUCCGUAAUCUAUUUCGCAUGUUGUUCUGAUGCUCUUCAAGCUGCUACCACCUACUAGAGGAAGUUCUGGCAUGGCGUGGGGCUGGAAUCAGAGAGAAGUGUUUGUAUGUAGCUGUCCGGUUUGGUUGAGCCGUAGGUAGACACCAACACAUGUAGGAUCGUGUGAGUAGCCAGGCAACAGAUUUGGUCGAGUCAUGGGUUAUUGAAGUUAUUCCAGGAUUGGUGGUGCGAGGCGUGUGUUUAGCCGAGUCUAACAGCCUAUUCAUGUGAUCAAGUUUGCUAUAUAAGAGAAGUAGUGAGAAGAGGAGGACGCUGCGAGGGCAGGAAAAACAAUGUACUAGUCUCUAGUGCCACCAAGGAGAAAUACCUCUGGCCAAAGCAAAUCUCUGAGUGUCUCUCUCUUGGUGCGUAUGUGUUGUGUGAAGCAACGUGUGAGAGUGAAGGGAGGAGCUGUGAGAAUUGAGAUGCAGCUCCAACAGUUGGUUAAAAAGAGGUGUGUGAGAUAGUGGAGGAAAACAAAUAACGGGAAAUUGGCAGUUGGCUUUUGUGCAGUAGUAAGACUAAACUUCAAGCGAACGAUCGACUUCUAAAUCCUUGGUCCAGUCUCAUCAUCUCUUUCUUCGUGGUUCGAAAUCUGCAUCCUGAAGUUACUAAUGGCUUAAUUGUAAAGACAGUCCAGGCGUACCCACAUGGUGUUGUACAAUCGGCUACUGACCUAUCCUUCUGCCUCCAUUUGUCUACAUCAUUGUGGCAUUAAGUCAUUGGAAAAUACCCCAGCUGUUCGUCUGCGUCAUUAUGGCAUUUAAGUAGUACUGCCACAUAAACAGAAUAGGCAAAAUCA
Messenger RNA from Triticum aestivum (bread wheat), 6081 nucleotides. RefSeq names its product disease resistance protein RGA2. Gene Ontology annotation, molecular function: ADP binding. NCBI's taxonomy places the organism in Eukaryota, Viridiplantae, Streptophyta, Magnoliopsida, Poales, Poaceae. The transcript has 4 exons. The coding region runs from base 125 to 4363 and encodes 1412 amino acids. The record is from RefSeq and is a predicted model, not a curated record.